Dipodomys spectabilis (banner-tailed kangaroo rat) is the source of this 451-nucleotide messenger RNA. RefSeq names its product NADH:ubiquinone oxidoreductase subunit A2 (gene Ndufa2). NCBI's taxonomy places the organism in Eukaryota, Metazoa, Chordata, Mammalia, Rodentia, Heteromyidae. The transcript has 3 exons. The coding region runs from base 51 to 350 and encodes 99 amino acids. The record is from RefSeq and is a predicted model, not a curated record.
UAUUGGUCUGACUGGGAAGGCCUGGAAUUGGGCUUUCCGUACUAGCAAAGAUGGCGGCGGCCGCGGCUAGUCGGGCGGCCGGAGCGAAGCAAGUCCUUCGUGAGAUUCGCAUCCACUUGUGCCAGCGCUCGCCGGGCAGCCAAGGGGUCAGGGAUUUCAUCGAGAAACGCUAUGUGGAUCUGAAGAAAGCGCACCCCGACCUGCCCAUUCUAAUCCGCGAGUGCUCCGACGUGCAGCCCAAGCUCUGGGCGCGCUAUGCAUUUGGCCAAGAGAAGAAUGUCUCUCUGAAUAAUUUCAAUGUUGAUCAGGUAACCAAAGCCCUGGAGAAUGUACUAAGUGUCAAAGCCUGAAGUCUCGCCACUGUGAAUUAUGAGCAAGAGUACCUGGGCUCUGCUGGAUUAAGAACAAUGUGGUAAAAUGUGUUCUCUUACUCCUUAUAAAGCUUAGGCUG